AUGGGGAAGUUCAUCAUGAGUUGUCCAAAGGCAGCUUCUUGCAACCUUCUCGUCGUCGUCUUGGUCAUCUCCUUGCUCGCGCUUGACCGCCCCAUUGCUCACGCGCGCCAUUUGAAGAGCACGUCCAUGUCGAGCCCUGAUUCUUCUCCAGCGAAAGGAUUGGAGGGAGAUCCGAAGAAGAAGCUCGACGAGGAGAAGAACACCAAGAAGGUUCAGACCGUGCAAGCUGGGUCGUCGAGCUCCGUCGACCUAGCAUCAGGAAGCCCUGGCGUCGAUGAGCUCGCCAAGAUAGUCGUGGUUGAUCUCCGGGGGCCAACGCCUCACCCAAAGAAGCACAACUUAUAA
Molecule: messenger RNA, 345 nt
Organism: Oryza brachyantha (malo sina)
Lineage: Eukaryota; Viridiplantae; Streptophyta; Magnoliopsida; Poales; Poaceae
Exons: 3
Coding region: 1-345 (114 amino acids)
Source: RefSeq, a predicted model, not a curated record